Pipra filicauda (Wire-tailed manakin) is the source of this 8576-nucleotide messenger RNA. It is a transcript of the gene GPATCH8, whose product is annotated as G-patch domain containing 8. Gene Ontology annotation, molecular function: nucleic acid binding. Gene Ontology annotation, cellular component: nucleus. Lineage: Eukaryota; Metazoa; Chordata; Aves; Passeriformes; Pipridae. The transcript is spliced from 8 exons. The coding region runs from base 4043 to 8251 and encodes 1402 amino acids. The record is from RefSeq and is a predicted model, not a curated record.
GCCACAUCCAGGCGUUUUUUGAACACUUCCAGGGAUGGUGACUCCCCCCUGCCCUGGGCAGCUGUGCCAGUGUCCUUGUCCCAGGAUUUCAAAGCUGUGGUUGCUGCAUGGGGUGUUUUUUUGGCCUCAUGGACAAGCCCAGUGUCAGGAACAACCUGGUCACUUUUGGAGCUCAUCCUCACGUGGUCUUUGCAGAAUACAUUGUUGGUUCUUAAAAGAAACUCCAUCUGGGGAAUGUCCAAGUUUCCUGGCACCUGUGGAGGUGAUUUUUCCUUCCACACUAUUAAUGACCAAUGUGCUUUUUGAAUUGGCAGAUUACACACAUUAACAGAAGGAACAGUUUUCUUGACAGGGUUCAGUGGGGCACUUCUGCAAGAUUUUUCACCAGGAAAGGGAUGUUCAUUCUGCUUUUUUAUAAUUUUUUUUCCUCCUUGUAUUUUAAGCUGUUUGCUCACCCAGAGCUGAAAUCAAGAGAGAAGGAGUAAGGGCGAGUCUGUAUUUUGAAACUACCACACAAUUAAAUAUUAUUUCAAUAAUAUUUCAAUAUUAACAAAUUGGUUUAUAAUCGUUUACCAGUUCUCUGUUAGCAAUCCAACUGGCCUUUUCCAAGGAAUCUGCUCAGAGUCAUGAGUGAGCCUCUGCUUCACAGUGUGGACACAGUUUGGAUGGUGAACCGUCCUGUGUUUAUAGCCAGGGCAGAUCAAAGCACUCCCCAGUUAGAAGGUUAAGGUUAUUCUACAGACUGAAGGGUGGAUUAAAUAUAUUCUCUUAAAUGCAGCUUCCCACAUGUUAGUGACGUGGAAAUGCUCCAAAGCCCACGGGCAGCUGUGCUUGGAGAUCCUGGGGUGGAGGGUUUCCCGCGCCGUGUCCGAGCGACAUUCCCAGCUGACGUGAGAUCCAUCUCUGCAGCAUUAUCUGUUGAGAGGUGCUGACUGUACUGCUACAGCAUGCAACUCAAAGGUGGCUGGAAAAAUAGGUUUUGGGAGUCUACAGAUCAUUACAAUGUUGAAACGUGUCCUCAAUUAGCCUGCUGGUGUUUUUGUUCCUGUGGAAAUCCUGUCGCGUACAGCGAGUUUAGGCCAAAGAUGUCUGGACUGAAACAUGCGACUCUGACCAGAGUACAUUUAUGGAAAACAGAGCUGCCAGGAGCUAGGGAUGGACCUGAACGAGUGCCAGCUAUUUUCCAUUACUAAAUUGAAGAAAAUAUUUCAUAUCAAUGGACUCUUCAGAGCUGCAAAUACUGAUAAUUUUUUUUCCCCCCCACAAGUAACGUUUUUUUCUUGUUGUGGUUUGAAAGAUGCUGCACUUACACUGGCUGUUCACGUCAGUGCAACCACUGCUGUCUGAUGUCCUUGAAAAAUCAGAGCACUUCACCCUUUUUUUAGAUCCCAGAAGCUGCAUGUGUUUGUUCUGAAGUAUUUUGAGUGCACUGAGUUCAGGUACCCGAACGGGAAGUCACAAAGUAUUGCAGCUUGAACAGAAUCCAGAUUUUCUUCACGUUAAUUCCUUAUCUCUGCUUGUUUAUCGAAUCUCUUGGCUGUGAAUUCCUGGUUUGCCUCGUCCCAGCAGUGCAGAUGGAGUAGGAGGCAGCACUAGACCCCCCUAGAGCCCCCCGGAGCAGCCCCGGCCCCGUGCAGGCAGUGUCAGGGCUCCACCCACGCCGGCACCGCUGCAGGUUGGAGGCCACACUGGGAACCCCCCACUCACCCUGGAGCUUGUUAGUUUGUCCUUGUCCUGACUAACAAAUGUCCUUUCCCCUCUCUCUAAUGCUGCUGGGGCACAGAGGAGGUCCCUGAGCUCCCCACGUCCCAGGCUGCAGUCGGUGGUGUCUGACACCAUGGGCUGCUGGAGCCUGGCCGAGCCGGGGCCGGGCUGUGUCGCACUGGAAAUCUGUACGGAUCUGUGGACUCCACUAGUUCCAAAGUGUCAUUUGAUGAGGCUGCUGAUUUGACAUUUAGCAGCAGCCAUAUGUGGACAGCGCUAUAAAUAAUGUGCUUCUGGAAGCUGAAUGGUGUAGCAUUACUAUUUGGCUUUUCUCUCUGGUCUUCAUUGUGUCAUCUGUAGUGAGCUCUAGGUUUUGUUUUGGGAAUCUUUUCAACCUCUUGUUUGCAUGGGUUCACCCAGUAGCAUCCGAUCCUUGCUUAUAGAUUCCUCCAUACACAGUGAGCACAGCUUACAAUCCACUCAAGAGACGAAUGGUUCCUGCCCGUGCCAGGAUGGGCAGUGGGGAUACAAUCCCUGGGGAUCUCAUGGAAAACCUGUCAGGCAAAACGAGUGCUGUGGUUUAUCCAUAACGCAGCACCACCCCACAGGCAUCACCAAAACCUUUGUGUUCUCCUCCAGAUGUUUGAAUUUGAAGCAAUUUCUUUUCCUGUUGGCCAGAACCUUUGUCAGAAAUUUCUGCUGGGGAUAUCCCAUUUAGGAAUCACUGAUCCCUGUGGAAAGCAACCAAGGGCAUCUUGUGAGGGCACAGGAUGGGGAAUUGAGGAGCCCAGUUUGGAGCUGGUGGAGCCUCUCACUUGGGAUGAGGUUUUUCCUCAGCUCCACGAGGGUUUCGUGCAGUCAAGACCUUGCAUUUCCUAUACCCUUUGGAAAAGUUAAGCUCUGUCAUUAAUGCCAAGUUCUCCUUCUGUAAAUAGAAAUGAUCACUGGUGAUCAGCUCCAGAGGGGUGAGAUGAUGCUGGGGGGUGUGAGUUGUUCCACCCAGAGCUGCUCUCCCUGCAUGGAGCACCCACAGCCCCCACGGCUGGGUGCCCACCCCCUUGGGUGGUACAGGAGAGCCCCCUUGCUCACUCAAACACCUAUUGGGACACCUGUUUUGGCUGCCUCAGUAAAUUUUAUUGUGGCUGUAACACAGGGAGCUCCAGGAUGGCAGAGGAAGAAAGUGAGGAGACUCGUGCCAGCCCUCCUCGGCUGUGGCAUUUCUGUGCAUCAGUGCAGCUCUUCUGGAGGAAAACUGCUGCAGCUGAGGAUAGUCUGUUCAAAAGGAAUGACAGCCUUUGACACGGACAGGAAGUUUUCUGUGAAAAAAACCAUCUUUUCUAUGUGAAAGAGGCUGUACUUUUACAGAACUGUCACUUAAAAAUGCAAUUUAAAUGAAAAAAGCUGCUGGCUGUUGCAGCAUUCGCUGCUCCAUAUCAAAUUUUGGUCCCAGUACCCCUGGCUACUCCCCAGGCUCUGCAGACUGGCCCCACAUGGGAGCCCAGCAAGCCUGGCCUUCAGUCAUUUCAUUUUUAGAGCAGCAUUUGCACUGAAGAGCAGUUCUGUCAGUCUGCCUCUGUCAGAGGGCCGGCAGAGCCACUGGAAAAGGAGGGAGGAGACUGAACGUGGCUGGAAACGAGCAGACUAAUGACCAGGUCCCAGCUCAAAGAUUAAUAUUAAAUUACUGGAGUUCUCCUCCCUGUUCAGUGAAACAGAAGAUGCUCCAUUUCAAUUCAGCAGGAUUUAAAAUUAGCUCCACUGUGUAAACAAACAAAUGGAAAAAAUUGGGCUGGGAAAACCACCCCCUUCCUGGGAACUGAGACAGGACGAUGCUCAGGCAUAAUUCCAAUUUAUGUCAAGCAACUCGCGACCAUCCUCUUGAGUGGUUCUGUAAAAGUGGUGCUAAUGUGUAUAACCCUUCUAAAUUUUUCUUUUUCCCUUUAACAUUUGUUUCCCCCUUCACUGUGUCAGUCACAACACACCGCUCUUGAAUCUCCCAGCUGGUCUUGACUUGUUGAAUUUAUUUUAUGCUUUCACUCUUCUUUAAUAAAUACAUUACUUGCAAGCAGUGAAUUGAAAACAAAGCAAAAGAAAAAAAAAAAAACUACCAUUAGUGAUUGGACAGUUUCUUACUUUGUGUUACAUUUAACUGUUCUUUUGACAGCCCAGUUUUUAAAGCCAGGAUAAUAUUGGACACCGCUUACUCCAGAAACAUGGGUGGAAGCUGGGCCAGGGAUUGGGAAAGUCACUGCAGGCGUUAUGAUCCUGGACUUGUUGUGGUGAUGGUAAACUUAGCAGUGGGAGGACGGAUCCCAUCCCCAUCGUCGUCAAGUAUGAUGUCAUGGGCAUGGGCCGCAUGGAGAUGGAGCUUGACUACGCCGAGGAUGCCACAGAGCGGAGGCGAGUGCUGGAGGUGGAGAAGGAAGACACCGAGGAGCUGAGGCAGAAAUACAAGGAUUAUGUUGAUAAAGAAAAGGCCAUUGCCAAGGCUUUGGAAGACCUCAGAGCAAACUUCUACUGUGAACUCUGUGACAAGCAGUAUCAGAAGCAUCAGGAGUUUGACAACCACAUAAACUCUUAUGACCACGCUCACAAACAGAGGUUGAAAGAUCUCAAGCAAAGGGAGUUUGCUCGCAAUGUCUCUUCGAGGUCACGGAAGGAUGAGAGGAAGCAGGAGAAGGCCCUUCGGCGCCUGCACGAGCUGGCUGAGCAGAGGAGGCAGCCUGAGUGUGCUCCUGGAAGUGGGCCCAUGUUCAGAACCACCACUGUGGCCGUGGAUGAGGAAGGUGGAGACGACGACGAUUCCGCGGCCAACAGCGGCUCCUUCGUCCAGACAAGUUCUGGCCAGGCUGCAGAGAUGACUAUGGACAGAGGCUUCCUGAACACUGGACAGGGUGUGAUGCCAAGCCAGGCGCCCUCCCAGGCAGCGCAGGCCAUCAGCUUUGGCAUCAAGAGCUCUCUGGGGACUCCGCUGCAGAAGAUCGGGGUGUCGUUUUCCUUCGCGAAGAAGACUCCAGUCAAGCUGGAGACCAUCGCUUCUGUUUUCAAGGACCAUGUGGAAGAGUCCAGCUCUUCAGAUGGGGCAAAAGGGGAUGAGAGGGGGUCUUCAGAGGCUGGCAGCCUGCAGAAGUCUGGGGAGGGAGAAGGCACCAACAAUUCUGACGGCAAGGAGGACGAUGACCAGCACGACAAGGACAGCGGGUCCCUGGCCAGCACCUUAUCGAAACUGAAGAAGAUGAGGAGAGAAGAUGGACCAACGGCCAUGGAACCGGAGUACUACCACUACAUCCCCCCAGCCCACUGUAAAGUGAAGCCCAAUUUUCAAUUCCUGCUUUUCAUGAAGUCAACCGAACAAAUGGAAGCUGAAAAUGUGAACAAAAAAAACACAAAUGAAGUGAAAAAGGGGACUUCCCCCAAACCCAAACCCGGGAAGCACACGGAGAAAGCCACUGAGAGCACGGCGCAGCAGAAGGAGCAGAGUACUACUGAAACCACAUCCCAGCAGGGCAAAACAGAGCCAAAAGACGUCCAGGAGAAUGAAAGUACAGAGGAGAGCAAACACCUUCCAGAGAGCAAACCCCCUGAGCCAGACACUGCUAAAGAAGCUGCUCCACCUGCCUCGGGCUGCAGAGAUGGCUCUGAGGGACCAAAGCACCCGACAGGACCUUUUUUCCCAGUUCUGAGUAAAGAUGAGAGCACAACACUGCAGUGGCCUUCAGAGCUGCUCAUAUUCACCAAAGCUGAGCCCUCUGUGUCCUACAGCUGUAACCCCCUGUACUUCGACUUCAAGCUCUCCCGCAACAAAGAUGCCAAAGGGAAAGGGGCAGAGAAAUCCAAGGAUCCGGGGGGACUUUGUAAAGACAACACUCAGAGCACAGAGUCUGGUGAGGUGAGCAAAGCCAAGGAGGGUGAAAGCGUAGGCAACAGUUCUGCUGUGAAAACAGAGAACAAAUCCCAGAGCAAGCAGGAGUGCGACCCGGGCAGCGUCGGUAAGGGGGAGGGGGAGGACAGCAGUAAGAGCAUAACGGGGAAGAGUAAAUCAGGGAGGUCCCAUAAACACAAAAAGAAAAAGAAGCACAAAAAGUCCAGCAGACACAAACGCAGACACAAGGAGGAAGCUGAGGAGAAGGGCCGGAAAGCUGAGCUGGGGGAAGAGAAACCCAAGAAGCGGAAAAGGCACAGGCACAAAAAAGGUAAAUCCUCCCUUUCGACGGAGUCAGACCGGGUGCUGAAACCCGAACUGUCAGAAGACUGCAGCCACUUCCAGAAGAAAAAGCGGUGCUCCCAGGAGUCCCAGAGGAAAUCCCUGUCUGCCGAGGAGGGAAGCAGCGGUAAAAAAGAGGACGGGGGUAACUCCUGCCAAGAGCACGGCAGCAAGAAACACAAGGCUGAGCUGCAGCAGGUCCCUGCUGCGAGGAGGCGCUGCCCGGCUGCGUCCCAGGGCCGGCCCGGCCGCCGGAGCCGGCAGAGCAGCGGCGACUACGACAGCGACGAGGGCUCCCACGGGAAGCACUGCCGGCAGAAAUCCCCGUCCCAGUACAGCGACGACUACGACUCCGGCAGCGAGCACUCCCGCAGCCGCUCCCGCUCGGGCCGCGGGCACUCCUCCCACAGGUCCUACUCCAGCAGCUCCGACGCCUCCUCGGAGCACAGCCGGUACAGCCGCCGCAGGAGCUACUCCGACGACAGCUACAGCGACUACAGCGACCGCUCCCGCUGCCACUCCAAGCGCUCCCAGGACUCGGAGGAUGACUCCGACUACAACAGCUCGAACCACCGCUCGAAGCGGCGCAAAUACUCCUCGUCGGAGGAUGACUACAGCUCGAGCAGGAGCAGGUCCAGGAGCCGGAGCAGGAGCCGAACCCACCCUCGGGGCAGGUCAAGAUCGAGGAGCCGGGGCAGGACCCGCAGCAGCAGCUGCAGCCGCAGUCGGAGCAAGAGGAGGAGCCGGAGUGUGACGGGUCGGAGCUGGAAGCGGAGCCGCAGCUACAGCCGGGACCGGAGCCGCAGCACCCGGAGCCACUCGCAGAGGUCCCUGUCACGGAAGGGCUCACGGGGCCACGAGAGCCCCGAGGAGAGAAGGUCUGGCAGGAGGGACUUCAUCAGGUCCAAGAUCUAUCGCUCCCAAUCCCCGCACUAUUUCCGGACAGGCCGAGGUGAAGGAUCGCUGCUGAAGAAAGAGGAGGGCAAAGGAGAGGAUCUGAAAGGAUCUGGCUCUCUCUCCCAGAACAGCAGCAGCUCUGGCACGGGGCGGGCCUCGGAAGGGGACUGCAGUCCUGAGGAGAGAAACUCUGUCACUGCAAAGCUGCUUUUGGAAAAGAUUCAGUCCAGGAAGGUUGAGAAGAAGCCCUGUGUGGCUGAUGAGGUGCUGGCGGGGGCAAACAAGGUGGGCAUAAAGCUCAAAGAUCCUCCCCAGGGCUACUUUGGCCCAAAACUUCCUCCUUCCUUAGGCAACAAACCGGUUCUCCCGUUAAUCGGGAAGCUGCCAACGGUGCGGAAACCGAACUCCAAACGAUACGAGGAGUCUGGCUUGGAGAGGGGUGAGGAGCAAGAGCUGUCGGAUGCUGAGGACGGUUCCCAAGGCAUGGAGGAGGGUCAGCUGGCCGGGCAGUCUCUCCUGGAAGAUGUGGUGAUGGUCAUUCAGGACAAACCUCUGGACGAGCCGAAACGCGACGAACCUGCCGUGGAGAUGCCGUCGAUUCCCCUGGAAGCGCCGUCGCUCCCCGAGUGCUUUGGCUCCGGAGAUCUGGUCAUGUCACACAACUUCCUCUCGGAUCCGAACGAUGGUGAUGGGCUGGAACCCAUGGAUGGGGGCAGCCAGCCGGUCCCAGUGGAAACCAGUAUGAUGCCCUUGGUUCCAGACGUCGAGCACUUUCCUGGCUAUGUGCCUCAGAGCGGCGAGCCGAGCAUGGAAGGGGAUCGGGAAGGGGGAGAAGAUUCCUCUCUGGCCCCGCUGGAGAGCCAGCCCAUCACCUUCACCCCCGAGGAGAUGGAGAAGUACAGCAAGCUGCAGCAGGCGGCCCAGCAGCACAUCCAGCAGCAGCUCCUGGCCAAGCAGGUCAAGGCCUUCCCCGCCUCGGCGGCCCUGGCGCCGGCAGCGCCCGCGCUCCAGCCCAUCCACAUCCAGCAACCGGCGGCGGCCUCGGCCACGUCCAUCACCACGGUGCAGCACGCCAUCCUGCAGCACCACGCCGCUGCUGCCGCCGCCGCCAUCGGCAUCCACCCGCACCCCCACCCGCAGCCCCUCGCUCAGGUCCACCACAUCCCCCAGCCCCACCUGACGCCCAUCUCCUUAUCCCACCUGACCCACUCGAUUAUUCCAGGGCACCCCGCCACCUUCCUGGCCAGCCACCCCAUCCACAUCAUUCCGGCCUCAGCCAUCCACCCGGGCCCCUUCACGUUCCACCCGGUCCCGCACGCUCUCUACCCGACCCUCCUGGCCCCGAGGCCCGCAGCCGCCGCCGCCGCCACGGCCUUGCACCUCCACCCCCUGCUGCACCCCAUUUUCUCAGGACAGGACUUGCAGCACCCACCCAGCCACGGCACAUGAAGGACAGAACGAAGGAACCUCAGAGUUUUGGGAAGGGGUUGGAGCUGAUCCAGCGGGCAGGUGAGGCCUGAGCAUUUCCUGUCACUCUUGAGCAGCCGAAGAAGCCGGAGGCUCAAGGGCUGGGCGGCAGCGUUUUCCAUAUCCACUCCCAGGGAUGUCUCGCUCCCACACUUCCGUGCACGCAGCGGCACCGUUCCAAGAACCAUUUCACCUGCAGACCAGCGAGACACUUGGAAAGGCUUCUUUUUCCCCCCCCGGGUUCUUACACUUGGUCAUCUUCCUUCUGCCGCCUUGUAUAUAAUAAAUGAGGUCUCAUCCACACUAA